CAUAAUAUUAGCUGCGAUUGGAAGCCUGCCAUCCGAGAGGCACGUUUCUCCUCUAGCGUUUAAUUCCCACAAAUCCGUUUGUUCCGACUGUUAUAUACAAGCUUCUUCUAAUGGUCAUGUGAGUAAGAAUUCCAGUCUGCACUGAAGGUUUGUACUGUGACCAACAGGCUCUGAUCACCUGCAGGCAUCCGGCAGCAGAGAGGAGGGAUGCUCUGGACGUUGGUCCUGCUGGCCCUCUGGGCCUCCUGCGGUGCUCAGGCUGGUGACCAGGGCGAGGACACGGCCUUCGACCUCUUCAGCAUCAGCAACAUCAACCGGAAGACUAUCGGAGCCAAGCAGUUCCGGGGCCCUGACCCCCGCACGCCCGCCUACCGCUUCCUGCGCUUCGACUACAUCCCGCCGGUGGGCGCCGAGUUCCUGGGCCGCAUCGCCCGGCUCAUGCGGCAGAGGGAGGGCUUCUUCCUCACGGCCAGCCUGAAACAGGACCGCAAGUCCCGGGGCACCCUGCUGGCCCUUGAGGGCCCCGGUGCCACCCGCAGGCAGUUUGAGCUCGUCUCCAACGGCCCGGCCGACACGCUGGACCUGACCUACUGGGUGGAUGGCACCCAGCAUGUGCUGUCCCUGGAGGACGUGGGCCUGGCCGACGCCCAGUGGAAGAACGUCACGGUGCAGGUGACCGGCGAGACCUUCAGCCUGUACGUGGGCUGUGACCUCAUCGACAGCUUCAUGCUGGAGGAGCCCUUCUACGAGCAGCUGAAAACGGAGAAGAGCAAGAUGUACGUGGCCAAAGGCUCUGUCCGGGAGAGUCACUUCAGGGGUCUGCUGCAGAAUGUCUACUUGGUGUUUGAAAACUCCGUGGAAGACGUUCUCAGCAGGAAAGGCUGUCAGCAAGGCCAGGGAGCGGAAGCCAAUGCCAUCAGCGAGAACACGGAGACGCUGCACCUGAGCCCUGCGGUCACUUCCGCGUACGUGGGCCAGAACGCAGGGGAGAGGCCAGGCGUGUGCGAGCGCUCCUGCGAGGAGCUGGGCAGCAUGGUCAGCGAGCUGUCGGGGCUGCGCCUGGUCGUCAACCAGCUGCACGAGAACCUCAGGAAAGUGUCGAGCGACAACCAGUACCUCUGGGAGCUCAUCGGCGGCCCCCCGAAGACGAGGAACAUGUCUGCGUGCUGGCAGGACGGCCGGUUCUUCGCAGAAAAUGAAACCUGGGUGGUGGACAGCUGCACCAAGUGCACCUGCAAGAAAUUUAAAACUGUUUGCCACCAAAUCUCCUGCCCGCCAGUGACCUGCGCCAACCCGUCACUGCUGGAGGGAGACUGCUGUCCAUCCUGCUUCCACUCGGCAGAUGGCGAGGAGGGCUGGUCCCCAUGGGCGGAGUGGACCCAGUGCUCUGCCACCUGUGGGCCAGGCACCCAGCAGAGGGGACGGUCUUGCGACGUCACCAGCAACACCUGCCUGGGGCCGUCCAUCCAGACGCGGGCCUGCAGCCUGGGCAAGUGUGACAACCGCAUCCGGCAGGACGGUGGCUGGAGCCACUGGUCACCGUGGUCCUCCUGUUCUGUGACCUGUGGGGUCGGCAACAUCACUCGGAUACGUCUCUGUAACUCGCCGGUGCCCCAGAUGGGGGGCAAGGCCUGCAAAGGCAGUGGCCGGGAGACGAAAGGCUGCCAGGGAGUCCCGUGCCCAGUCGACGGCCGGUGGAGCCCCUGGUCACCCUGGUCUGCCUGCACCGUCACCUGCGCCGGCGGCAUCCGGGAACGGACGCGCGUGUGCAACAGCCCCGAGCCCCAGCACGGAGGGGAGCCCUGCAGGGGGGAUGUCAGGGAGCAGCAGAUGUGCAACAGGAGGAGCUGCCCCGCAGACGGCUGCCUGUCCAACCCCUGCUUCCCGGGAGCCCAGUGCAACAGCUUCCCCGAUGGCUCCUGGUCCUGUGGCUCCUGCCCCGUGGGCUUCCUGGGCAACGGGACCCACUGCGAGGAUCUGGACGAGUGCGCCCUGGUCCCCGAUGUCUGCUUCUCCACGACCAGCAAGUCCCAGCGCUGCGUCAACACGGACCCCGGGUUCCACUGCCUGCCCUGCCCCCCUAGGUACAAGGGGACCCAGCCCUUCGGGGUCGGCCUGAAGGCGGCGGAGACAGAAAAGCAAGUGUGUGAGCCCGAGAACCCCUGCAAGGAGCAGACCCACCGCUGCCACCGGUAUGCCGAGUGCAUCUACCUGGGGCACUUCAGCGACCCCAUGUACAAGUGUGAGUGCCAGACGGGCUACGCGGGUGACGGGCUCAUCUGCGGGGAGGACUCCGACUUGGACGGCUGGCCCAACAAGAACCUGGUCUGCGCCACCAAUGCCACCUACCACUGCGUCAAGGACAACUGCCCACUCCUGCCCAAUUCCGGGCAAGAAGAUUUCGACAAGGACGGCAUUGGGGACGCCUGUGAUGAUGACGACGACAACGACGGUGUCAGUGACGAGAAGGACAACUGCCAGCUUCUCUUCAACCCCCGCCAGCUCGACUACGACAAGGACGAGGUCGGGGACCGCUGUGACAACUGUCCAUACGUGCACAACCCUGCCCAGAUCGACACGGACCACAACGGCGAGGGGGACGCGUGCUCUGUGGACAUCGAUGGGGACGACGUCUUCAAUGAGCGAGACAACUGUCCCUACGUCUACAACACAGACCAGAGGGACACGGAUGGCGAUGGCGUGGGCGACCACUGUGACAACUGCCCCCUGGUGCACAACCCUGACCAGACCGACGUGGACAAUGACCUCGUGGGCGACCAGUGUGACAACAAUGAGGACAUCGAUGAGGACGGCCACCAGAACAACCAGGACAACUGCCCCUACAUCUCCAACGCCAACCAGGCCGACCACGACAGCGACGGCAGGGGGGAUGCCUGCGACUCGGACGAUGACAACGACGGGGUUCCCGACGACAGGGACAACUGCCGGCUGGUGUUCAACCCCGACCGGGAGGACUCGGACGGUGAUGGGCGGGGAGAUGCUUGUAAAGAUGACUUUGACAACGACAGCGUCCCUGACAUUGACGACGUGUGUCCGGAGAACAGCGCCAUCAGCGAGACUGACUUCAGGAACUUCCAGAUGGUCCACCUGGACCCCAAGGGCACCACACAGAUCGACCCCAACUGGGUCAUCCGCCACCAGGGCAAGGAGCUGGUGCAGACGGCCAACUCCGACCCCGGCAUCGCUGUGGGUUUCGACGAGUUUGGGUCUGUGGACUUCAGCGGCACAUUCUAUGUCAACACCGACCGGGACGAUGACUAUGCCGGCUUCGUGUUCGGGUACCAGUCCAGCAGCCGCUUCUACGUGGUGAUGUGGAAGCAGGUGACCCAGACCUACUGGGAGGACCAGCCCACCCGCGCCUACGGCUACUCGGGCGUGUCCCUCAAGGUGGUCAACUCCACCACGGGGACGGGCGAGCACCUGAGGAAUGCUCUGUGGCACACGGGGAACACAGCGGGACAGGUGCGGACGCUCUGGCAUGACCCCAAAAACAUUGGCUGGAAAGACUAUACUGCCUACAGGUGGCACCUGACCCACAGACCCAAGACCGGGUACAUAAGAGUCUUGGUGCACGAAGGAAAGCAGGUCAUGGCGGACUCAGGGCCCAUCUACGACCAGACCUACGCAGGCGGGCGGCUGGGCCUGUUUGUCUUCUCUCAAGAAAUGGUCUAUUUCUCGGACCUCAAGUACGAGUGCAGAGGUAAUACAGAGUAGGACCAGACAAAAGCCAUGGCCCACCAUCCUGUGCUCACUGUUUUCUGUAGAUGUGUGAACCGGCCUCACUGCGUGUCCCGCACGUACCGUAGAUGCUGUUACCAGACACCUCAGUCCUGCCUGGUCCUACGGCUUCUCUCUUCAGCAGCAUCUUCUGUCCUUGACCUUAACUUCGAUCGGUUCUUCACCGCCUCCCUCAACCCCAAGCCCAAGCGCCUUCAGAGGAUGAAUUUUGAUGGGCCAAAGAUGAACGUCCCCCCCGCCCCAGGAAAGUGAUGAUGCACGAGACUGUAUGUGGAGUGACCAUUGACAGGACAUUGUUUCUUCCCGUUUGUUUAAAAAGAGCGACGUUUACAUAUAAAGUGCAAUUACUGGUUGUAUUUAUGUGUAUAUGGAGUUGGACCUGCUGUGGCGUUAGCAGGACAGUGUCGCUACCUGACUUUCACCGCCUGCAGCGGCCUCUGCUCUUGGUCAGGCCCACGCCGCUCCAGGACCACGCCACUUGUUAGGUCCCUUAGGAGGAGGCUCGGGUCUGGGGGGAGGCCGUAGGGGUGAGGUCAGGAGGUGAGUCACCUGAUGCAGUUGGGCAGUGAACUAAUUGGGACGUUAAAAAUGAGAAUUAGUGAAAACCUCUCCCCCAUUCUUGUCUAAAGUGAAAGCCUUGCCCUUGCAGAGAUGGGUUUUAUCCAGGAAGGAACAUCCCGGCUAACUGGCUGGACCGUGGGGCAGAUGGGGGCCUGGCGAGACCGCCUCCGUGUGACGGUUGACAGGGCGGGGCCCUCACCCAGGCCGCUCUGGCGAUCUCAGAUUGAGAGAGCUCAGCCAGCUGUCGCCUGGUCCCGCUUCCGACCCUCUCUCCAGCCUCUGCUGCAGAGACGAGACACAGGGAGGAGCCCCCAGUGCCCUUUGGUGUCCAGUUCCCAGCCUGGGCUUUGAACCACGGAAGAGUUGCUUUUACCUAACUGAGUAACACGUUUCAUUAAGGUUCCAGUCGUAAAUGUUGUGCUUGUAUUUAUUGAAAGAGUACAGAAUGCAGUUCCAUUCCACGGUAACUUAUUCUAAAUGUGCCAAGGAAGACACAGGUGGUACAAUUCCUAGAAAUAAACGUCUCACUAGAAUAUAAUAAUAUAAAGGUAGUUACAGCAAAUUAUCUCCCUGUCAAAAUACGAGGCUUUAUAACUUACGUUGUCAGAAUAAAACAUGCUGUAAGAUGCGGAAGAACAAAUAAAUAAUGAGAGUUUACGGUGGAACUUGAGUAAAUACUGUCGCGGUGACUUAAUUCGACAUUUCCCCCCGUUACCUGCCUGCUGUACAGAGGAUUUAGAAUCUGACGACCGAGGAAGUCGGCACAAAGUCUCGCCAGAGCCACCUGUAGUCAGCCACCCGGUCGCACGCGUUGGGCUCAUUUCUGCUCUAAGCUGCAUGGUCCUUCCGCAGGGGGUUGAUCAGAGAAGUCGGGUCCGUCCGACUGAGGCAAACCUCCCCUUUCUGUUAAUAGCGAUUUCAUUUUGACGGCAAACCGAGCGAAUCUGUGGUUUGUCUUAACUCUGACCUUUCAUUUGAUGAAGUCAGUUUGCUGCUUUCUUGGAGGUUGAUUUUCUUUGUCUUCUGCACUUUUACUUUUUGUGGCUCUUUAGUCCCAGGACAGCAGGGUUGCAGCCGUCGGGCCCGUGGGGUGGGGAGGGCGGGGCUCUCGCUGCCGGUGGGCUCUGGCCCGAGGACGCGGUGGUGUGGGCGGUGAUGUGAAUGUUCAGAAUGUACCAUAUUUUUUUGUAAAUUAUUUAUGUGUUUUGAACGAACUUCUCGUGAAGACUGAUGGAAUCCGCUUGUUUUACCAACGACUGUAAAUACUUAUUUAUUUGUUCUCAGGGUCAGCGGUUCACUGCGGAAACCCUGCCUUUAGCUAGAGACUCGUUUUAUACUUUAAGAUGAACAGAAAAUAAAUUGUAAAAAGGUUUUCUAUAAA
Messenger RNA from Miniopterus natalensis, 5701 nucleotides. RefSeq names its product thrombospondin 2 (gene THBS2). NCBI's taxonomy places the organism in Eukaryota, Metazoa, Chordata, Mammalia, Chiroptera, Miniopteridae. Gene Ontology annotation, biological process: negative regulation of angiogenesis; cell adhesion. Gene Ontology annotation, molecular function: calcium ion binding; protein binding. The record is from RefSeq and is a predicted model, not a curated record. Gene Ontology annotation, cellular component: extracellular region.